GACGCCCCAAGCAUGAAGGUGGCCAGUGGCAGCGCCGCGUCCGCCGCGGGCCCCAGCUGCGCGCUCAAGGCAGGCAAGACGGCGGGCGGCACGGGCGAGGUGGUGCGCUGCCUGUCGGAGCAGAGCGUGGCCAUCUCCCGUUGCAGCGGCGUCGGCUCCGGCUCCGGCUCCGGGUCCGGGGCGCGCCUGCCCGCCGCCCUGCUCGACGACCCGCCGGUGAACGUCCUGCUGUACGACAUGAACGGCUGCUACUCGCGCCUCAAGGAGCUGGUGCCCACCUUGCCCCAGAACCGCAAGGUGAGCCGCGUGGAGAUCCUGCAGCACGUCAUCGACUACAUCUGGGACCUGGAGUCCGAGUUGCGGUCCGAGGCGCAGGCCGGGAGCCCCGGGAGCCGGGGUCUCCCCGCCCGGACGCCGCUCAGCACCCUCAACGGCGAGAUCAGCGCCCUGGCCGCCGAGGCGGCGUGUGUUCCCACGGACGACCGCAUCUUGUGUCGCUGAAGCGCCGCUGCACGCAGGCUGCGGGACCCCCAAGCCCUCCGCGGACGAGAGGAAUGGGUGAUGGAUGGCCGGUCCUCCUGAGCACACCUCGCUG
Molecule: messenger RNA, 595 nt
Organism: Suncus etruscus (white-toothed pygmy shrew)
Lineage: Eukaryota; Metazoa; Chordata; Mammalia; Eulipotyphla; Soricidae
Gene: ID1
Product: inhibitor of DNA binding 1
Exons: 2
Coding region: 13-501 (162 amino acids)
Biological process (GO): cell differentiation; negative regulation of transcription by RNA polymerase II; circadian regulation of gene expression
Cellular component (GO): cytoplasm; nucleus
Molecular function (GO): transcription regulator activity; protein dimerization activity
Source: RefSeq, a predicted model, not a curated record